Molecule: messenger RNA, 716 nt
Organism: Staurois parvus
Lineage: Eukaryota; Metazoa; Chordata; Amphibia; Anura; Ranidae
Source: the annotation of a GenBank genome assembly
GGUCUCGGGCCCCCAGGCGGAGCGGCGGGCGCCGGACCCCCAGGUGGAGCGACAGGUCUCGGGCCCUCAGGCGGAGCGGCGGGCGCCGGACCCCCAGGCGGAGCGACAGGUCUCGGGCCCCCAGGCGGAGCGGCGGGCGCCGGACCCCCAGGUGGAGCGACAGGUCUCGGGCCCUCAGGCGGAGCGGCGGGCGCCGGACCCCCAGGUGGAGCGACAGGUCUCGGGCCCUCAGGCGGAGCGACAGGUCUCGGGCCCCCAGGUGGGGCGGCGGGCGCCGGACCCCCAGGUGGAGCGGCGGGCGCUGGACCCCCAGGCGGAGCGACAGGUCUCGGGCCCCCAGGCGGAGCAGCGGGCACCGAGUCACCAGGCACGACAGUGGGCUCCGAGUCAACUGGCAUGACCGCUGGCACUAGGUCAGACAUUGGAUCGUCUGGCUGGACAGCGGGCAUCGGGUCACCAGGCAUCAGGUCAUUUGGCGACAGCGGGCACCGUGUCAUCUGGCAAGGCAGUGGGCUCCGAGUCAACUGGUAUGACCGCGGGCACUGGGUCAGACAUUGGAUCGUCUGACCGGACAGCGGGCAUCGGGUCACCAGGCAUCAGGUCAUUUGGCUCGACCGCGGGCACCGCGUCAUCUGGCAAGGCAGUGGGUUCCGAGUCAACUGGCAUGACCGGGGCACUGGGGCAGACAUUGAAUCGUCUGGCUGGACAGCGGGCAU